Messenger RNA from Labrus bergylta (ballan wrasse), 1297 nucleotides. Lineage: Eukaryota; Metazoa; Chordata; Actinopteri; Labriformes; Labridae. The record is from RefSeq and is a predicted model, not a curated record.
CAAGCUGCUUAGCCUGAAGUUUCUGCCUGCGUUGACUCAACAUCAGGCUAAGGAGCUGACUCCAUACGAGGUAGGAGAGCGGCUAUGUGUAGACAGCGUGAACUUUCUGAUGUCCUCCCCCGUCCUUGUGUGCGCUCUGAGCCGGGUGGAGGCCUUUUCGUCUCUAAAGAAGCACCUACCUCACGAUUACCCCGGUAACCUCAGUGUACUGAUGUCAGCCACACCUGAAGUAGCUUCAAGACAAGCUUCUGUCUUCUUCCUUGAGCACGAGAUGACCCCUGACCAAAGCAAACUAUCACAGCUGAACGUUUCCCCCCAAAUCUGCAGUACCAAAGAUCCACAGAGGCAGCUCACUGUGUGCCUGUUCAAGCCCAGAAGCUGGUAUCACCUGGUGUCUGCAGCGGUCCACAUACUCCAUCAGAGUGGUCUCAGGGUGGUGGGCCUGCGUGUGUUCACACUGGAAAAAAGCACUGCUGCCUGUAUACUGCCUGCAGAAAGUGAUACAACAGAUCUGGAGGCCCAGGUGGAGUACCUGUGCUCUGGCUCCUCAUUGGCUCUCUGUCUGGAGGGGGAGGAUUCUGUGAGGCGGCUGCUGGACGUGAUUGGCCACUUGGACUCAUCUCAUUGGAUGACGUGCUCGGCCAUAGCUCAUAAUCCGAUCUAUGGCUCUGGAUCAUAUCAGAAAGCAGUUGAGGAAGUGAAGAAGCUUUUUCCAGGAGGGCUCUGCUGUGCCGAGAGCAGCACAAUGACACAGGAGAAGGUUGGGUCGUCACAUUCAGGAGUUAGUGUAAUUGAAAUGCAAUUUCAUCAAAUAAAAGAAGGACAUGCUGCGUUUGUGGUUCCUUUGUUUCAGAUAUUCAGCUUGUGUUCAGACUCUGUGGCGUCUGCGGAGCGGUCCCUGGUACACAGAGCUUACUGGCAGACAACCUGUCUGCUGGUCCCCUUUGAUGCUCCACCCCUCAGCCACGAGUCUUCCCAGCUGGAGCUGCUGGGGCUGCUGCUGAGGUCAGGCUGCUAUCUGGUGGCAGGGAGGAUGAGUGUACUGGAUAACAAGCAGAGGAAACACAUUACAGAGACCCUGCAAGUGUCAUCAAGAGGAAAUGAAAGGAUGGCUCAACUUAACAUGGCGCCCUGCCUCAUCCUGGCUCUGCAAGGGGAGAACGUCGCGACCCGACUGAACCUGCGCCUUGAAAACAGCAUUAACAAGGAGCGACCAGACCUGGAUAAAGUGGGCCAAAUGAUAAUAUACCCAGAGAAUGAGAAAGAGGUCAGGAAAAUUAUACUUUUUCAUUCUUGA